GAUAACCCGAAAUCGAAGAUAACCUUCAUUUUCUCAGUUCUGUCUUAAAUAUCUUUGAAGAAUUCUAAGGAAGAUGGUAGUGAGCUAUAAAGUGGACUUACCCACUGAAGAAGAACUGACGGUGCCAGAAGUUAAUUUAAGCUCUGCGGUACUUCGUGCGGCUGCGUUCCACCUUGGGAAAUACUGCGAAAAUGUUAACAAUGAGUUCAUGCUCUGCAGGAGCGAAUACCCGCAGGAUCCCAGGCAGUGUAUUCAGGAAGGCAAAGAGGUCACCGCCUGCUCCCUGGGCUUCUUCCAGAAAAUGAAACAAGCCUGUAGGCAAGAGUUCGAGAUCUAUACGGAGUGUAUUGACAAGUCUAGCACCAGCUUUGACUUUGCACCAUGCCGCAAAACCCAAGGUGUCUACGAUAAAUGCAUGCUGGACAAAUUGAACAUCGAGAGGCCGCACUUCGGUUAUUUCUGCGAGGCCAGAAUUCACGAUUCUUCACGUCCCAAACCUCAGAAAGAAGUCCAAGUUCUCGACGACCCUAUACCGUCACUGCCACCAGAUUACAAAAAAACAGAGAGCAAGUACCAAGGAAGACACAUUUACUCCUGAAUCAAUCUGAUUCUGAUAGAUAUAUGUUACAUAGAUACAGAUAUGCUUUCAUUAUUGAAAUCAGUACAUGUUUAAUUAAUAAAUAAUUGUUGAACUCUUUUA
Messenger RNA from Cimex lectularius (bed bug), 700 nucleotides. RefSeq names its product NADH dehydrogenase [ubiquinone] 1 alpha subcomplex subunit 8 (gene ND-19). The transcript is spliced from 3 exons. Bases 74 to 598 code for a protein of 174 amino acids. The record is from RefSeq and is a predicted model, not a curated record. Gene Ontology annotation, biological process: mitochondrial electron transport, NADH to ubiquinone. NCBI's taxonomy places the organism in Eukaryota, Metazoa, Arthropoda, Insecta, Hemiptera, Cimicidae.